This is a messenger RNA of Protopolystoma xenopodis, 321 nucleotides long. NCBI's taxonomy places the organism in Eukaryota, Metazoa, Platyhelminthes, Monogenea, Polystomatidea, Polystomatidae. The record is from the annotation of a GenBank genome assembly.
AUGGGAGGUAGAGACGUUUACAUAAUUCAAACUGGCACAAAGGAUGUCAACAAUGACAUCAUGGAAAUUCUAAUAAUGGCCUACGCUUGCAGAACAGCUGUAGCUCGCCGCGUUGUUGCAGUUAUUCCUUAUCUUCCAUAUUGUAAACAGAGUAAAAUGCGGAUGAGGGGUUCUAUUACUUGCAAACUAAUUGCUAAAUUGCUUUGCAAAGCUGGCUUUGAUCAUUUAAUUACUCUUGAUUUGCUUACUAAGGAAAUCCAGGUAAAUUUUCUUGGACACCACUUAAUCGACCUUCCAAAUUUAUUUGUCAUUUUAUCUUAG